This is a messenger RNA of Aspergillus piperis CBS 112811, 1374 nucleotides long. RefSeq names its product eukaryotic translation initiation factor 4E. Gene Ontology annotation, cellular component: cytoplasm; eukaryotic translation initiation factor 4F complex. Gene Ontology annotation, molecular function: translation initiation factor activity; RNA 7-methylguanosine cap binding. The record is from RefSeq and is a predicted model, not a curated record. Bases 320 to 1063 code for a protein of 247 amino acids. Lineage: Eukaryota; Fungi; Ascomycota; Eurotiomycetes; Eurotiales; Aspergillaceae. Gene Ontology annotation, biological process: translational initiation. The transcript is spliced from 3 exons.
CAAAACUUCAGGUUGUGAUUUUCUGUCGUCGCCUCAAGGAAUCCCCUUCUAUCACGACUUCUCUCGCCGUGAUUCUGCCUGGAGCAGACGACUCAACUUUCCGUGAACCGAGCGCGCCACUUCCCGCUCCUACUCUGAGCCCGUCAAACCCCCCAGCUGCGCCUUCCGCGAUUCUCUCUCCGACACAAAAUUUGCCAUCCGCGCUAUUUUGUCUCUUCCCCUCCGACACGACCGCUUUCCCUCUCAUCACCACAAUCUCGCCGUUGCAUCCUCUUCAACCACCCUCACUUUCCCCUCACUUCCUCAAUCAACUUUCAUAAUGGCCGCUGUUGCUGAGAACGGUCACGCGCCCGUGGCUGACGAGAACGCCGCCCCCGUUGCUGCCGCCGUCGAACAGAAGGAACAGACCGAGAAGACAAAUGGAGACUCUGUCACAGUAUUCCACGACCCCGAAAACUUCACUGUGAAGCAUCCUUUGAUGCAUGAGUGGACUCUGUGGUUCACCAAGCCCCCUAGCGGCAAGGGCGAUAACUGGAACGAUCUGUUGAAGGAAGUUGUGACUUUCAACUCUGUUGAGGAAUUCUGGGGUAUCUACAACAACAUUUCGCCGACAUCCGAGUUGGGCCUCAAAGCCGACUACCAUCUCUUCAAGAAGGGCGUUCGUCCCGAGUGGGAAGACCCCCAGAACAAGCACGGAGGCAAGUGGUCAUACUCUUUCAAGGACAAGCGCUCCGUGCCCAUCGACGACCUGUGGCUCCACGCACAACUGGCCGCCAUCGGCGAGACUCUCGAGAACGAUGGUGACAACGAGGUUAUGGGUGUUGUUGUGAACGUACGCAAGGGCUUCUACCGUGUUGGUCUGUGGACCCGGACUGUUGGCAAGAGUAUCCCCGGAGACAAGAACGGUCGCACACCCGCACAGGGCAAGGAGAUCCUUGAGAACAUUGGUCGGCGGUUCAAGGAAGUCCUUCGUCUCAAGGAGGCUGAUGCCGUUGAGUUCUCGGGUCACACGGACAGCGCACACAGCGGCAGCACGAGAGCCAAGGCCAAGUACACUGUCUAAGGUAUAUGGCCUGUGUGUGCAACUCAACUCCAAUUACGAGGUAUUCAUUGCGGAUCUGUUUCUUUGCUACGGAAUAAUGGGAAGUCUUUGUGACGAUGGUUGAUAACGAAUCCGAAUGGACCGGCAUGAGGAAAUGCGCGUCCGACUUGCUAGCAUUUGCAGUUACAGUGGUGGUUCGGUCAUAGGCACUGAUGGCAUGCAUCUUUCCCUCAGUACGUAUUUCUGACGAGGUUUAUACCAUAUUUUAUCGAGUUAUAGCUUUACGCCUCUAGUGGCUCACAAAAUUACGAAAAACACUUUUAAACAUCUUA